Molecule: messenger RNA, 927 nt
Organism: Perkinsus marinus ATCC 50983
Lineage: Eukaryota; Perkinsozoa; Perkinsida; Perkinsidae
Exons: 3
Coding region: 1-927 (308 amino acids)
Source: RefSeq, a predicted model, not a curated record
AUGCCUUUUGCUUACGGCUCCCUCUUGCUUGUCACUGUGAUGGAAGCAGCCCUGGGACUAUCUGAUAUCCCUCUCCAGGUUACUGCUGACUAUCCACCGGGUUGUUAUGGAGGUCCUGGUCCAGGGAAUGGAAGCACCAUUUACAAUAUGCUAGCGCCUUCCUGCAUUUACAACAUGAAGGGAUAUACAAUCGAUGGGGUUCAUAGAGAGGUUGGCGGGAUGAUACUCAACACCAACAGGCCUGGGCAUUAUGGCAGCUUGCAUAUGAACGUCAAUCUGUCCACCGUGCCCGGCACCGAAAAGCAUGAUGUCCUGGUGGGAACGAAAGGUUGGGCUCACCUGAGUGUCGGUGAUGAAACCAGAGACUUUUGGUGGAAUCCAGCCCCAGGUCAGAACAUCUACGGUCCAGAUCCUGUUGAAGUGGGUGUCCAAGUUUCAACUAUCGACUCUGGUACUCUCCCCAAUAACGUGAGCAUUUGGAGCUCGUGGGAUAGGCUAACUGGUACAGCGAACAGCGACGGGUUGAUGCUGCUAUUUUGUAAGCAUGAAUGCUCCUCCAAUGUGCCCAAUUCUAGGUUCUACACCGUACAAGAAAUCCGCAUAGAAAAGGUGGAAGGUGGCUGGUACUACGCAAUUACGUACGCAUUUCGUGACGAUUCUCGUAAGAUAAGAGAGUACCUUAAGUAUGUGAUCUGGGGCUAUCUGCAGGAUGUGAAUACAGUAUUUUUGAAUCAUGAUGAUUCUAUGCCUAGCCAACGUGGCGACGUCGGUGAGGUGGUCUCCUGGUCCGAUGCUGGUGCCUCACGCACCGUCUGCGGGUUGCUGCGCGCUGUCCAACUUUUUAAUGAGCACACUCUUGCAACCCUCAUUGAAGCUCGAGGAGCGCUCAAGAGGGAAGCUUUAGCUGGGCUCAUCACCUUCCAAUGA